AUGACUUGGAGCAUAUUGAUGCUGAUCGCAUUGCGAGCUAAGAAUAAGGUUGGCUUUGUCACAGGAAAACACAAGAAACCUGAGGAAGACUCUCAGGAUUUUGAGCAAUGGCGGAAAGUCGACAGCAUGGUGAUUUCUUGGAUUCUUAACUUUAUUUUCAAAGAAAUUGUGGAGGUAUUUUUGUAUACCACGACUUCUCAUGAACUAUGGAAAGAGUUCGCUCAAUGCUUUGGAAGCAGCAAUGGACCUCAAAUCUACCAGAUCGUGAGAGAAAUCAGCUCAUUCCAACAAGGUAACAUGAAUAGCUACAUAGAAGAUUUGAAUGAAGUUGGAGAGGAGAGUUGA
Messenger RNA from Manihot esculenta (cassava), 345 nucleotides. RefSeq lists its product as uncharacterized. NCBI's taxonomy places the organism in Eukaryota, Viridiplantae, Streptophyta, Magnoliopsida, Malpighiales, Euphorbiaceae. The record is from RefSeq and is a predicted model, not a curated record. Bases 1 to 345 code for a protein of 114 amino acids. The transcript is spliced from 2 exons.